Scomber japonicus (chub mackerel) is the source of this 825-nucleotide messenger RNA. Its product is annotated as GRB2-related adapter protein-like. Lineage: Eukaryota; Metazoa; Chordata; Actinopteri; Scombriformes; Scombridae. Gene Ontology annotation, molecular function: protein binding. The transcript has 5 exons. Bases 20 to 811 code for a protein of 263 amino acids. The record is from RefSeq and is a predicted model, not a curated record.
UCCACUCUCUCUGGACAGGAUGGAGGCGGUGGCACUUUUCUCUUUCACAGCAACAGAACCGGACGAGAUCAGCUUUCAGAAAGGAGACGUUAUCAAGGUGACAGAGAUGGAGGAUGAUUCUUGCUGGUUCACAGCUGAGAUCCAGGGGAAGCGCGGUUAUGUGCCAGAGAACUACAUUUCCCUCCUUCCUCAUGCGUGGUUUGCAGGAAGCGUGUCGAGGCUUGAGGCUGAGCAGCGUCUCCGUUGGCAGGACACUGGAGUCUUCCUGGUGCGGGAAAGUGAAUCAGCUCCAGGAGAGUUUUCUGUCUCUGUUAGCUACGGUGACCGGGUGGAACAUUUCAGAGUGCUCGAGGGCGGCGGUCAGUACUGCAUCUGGGACGAGUCCUUCUGCUCCCUAAACCGUUUGGUGGAUUUCUACAGGACUCACAGCAUUGCAGUGGAGAAAAUGGUCUGCCUCAGAGACCCUCCGUCAGACACAUCCCCUCGCCUGCUGUCCCGCCGUGGACGUAACCCUUAUCCCAACCCCUAUAUAAGCAGCUCUCAGGAGUCCCUCCCCUCAGCACGCCUCUACUGUCACCCCUCUCACCCGCACAGAGAGUCCUCCCCACGUCUGCAGGAACCAGUUUUGGGGAAACCACGCUUGGCUCAUGCUCUCUGCGACUACACCCCGCCUCAAACAUCCCACCUCCACUUCCUGCGUGGUGACAUCAUCGACCUGCUGGACUGCUCUGGUUCGCUGAGCUGGAGAGGGCGCUGUCACGGACGAGUUGGAGUCUUUCCACCAGACUACGUCCAACCGCUGUACCACUGACACCAUAUCGAACC